ACCUGGUAUUUUUGGGCCGGUCAUAUAUGGCAUAGAGUCAUUGGCAAAAAUGCGUAUUCGACAGUACGACAAGUAUGUGCCGUAUUUAGCUGGGCUCCAUAACCCAUAGCUGACUGGGGAAGGGAGACCGCUCCUGGAACACGCUCGGCUUGUCGCGACUGUUUCUCUUUGGUAACCGGUGGCGGUUUUUUAUCCGUACAAGCGAGAUGAGGUUGGUUUUGUGGACGGUUUGUUUGCUGCUGGUGUCGGGAUGGGGCGCGCUGGCGGACGAACCGGAUAGCCCUGAGGACGAGUUCAUGUUCCCACCCUGGGACGGAGACAACCGCAUCUUGAACAUCGGACAGAAGAACUUCAAGAAGGCCGUGAAGGACAGCGAGGUCCUCAUCGUCUUGUUCUCGGCCGACUUCGACGAACACUCGGAAGGGGACACCCAGGAGGAGGUGUCGGAAUACGCCUUACAGGUCACAUGUCAAGUCUUGGAAGACAGGGACGUCGAAUGUGGAGAAAUCGACUUGGAAUCGGACGCAAAAUUAGCAAAACAAGAAGGCGUUGAUGAGCACGGAACGAUACUUGUUUACAAGGAUGACGAGGUUAUCGAGUACCUGGGACACAGAGCGCCGGAAAUCCUCAUCAGCUUCGUGGUUGAUCUCUUCGAAGAUGCUCAUGUCGACAUCAUCAAGGGCAAGGCUGGGAAGGAAGACUUCGACGAUGAUGAUGACGAAAUCAGAGUUGUCGGCUGGUUCGAGGACAAAAGCAGCAAACACUUCAAGGAAUUUGAAGACGCCGCUAACCACUUCCCGACUGUCGAGUUCUUCGCGACCUUCGACCCUAAGCUUGCCAAGCAGCUGAAGCUGAAGGACCUGAACGACAUCCUGAUCUACAGGCCGUUCGAGAAGGAGCCGGUGGAGAUCGAGGACGACGACCCGCACGGGCUGGAGGAGCACGAGAUCGAGGAGUUCAUCGAGGCCAACAUGGAGCCAAUUAUUGAGAAAUUCACGCUGGAAGAUCUCCAUCGCGUCUGGGACGAGGACGAGGAUGACCACAUGAUCGUGUUCUUCGCUGAGGAGGACGACAAAGAGGGUAAGCAGUUCCUGAAGCUGAUCGCGCAGCUCGCACGCAAGAACGCCGAUGAGAACUUGGACUUCAUCUGGAUUGACCCUGACGAGGUCCCAACGCUGGAGGACUACUUUGAGGAGGUCUUUGACAUCGACCUGGAUGAUCCUCAGAUCGGCGUGGUGGACCUGGAUGAUAACGACAGCGUGUUCCUGGACCUGCCUGACGACGGUCUGCCGACCCUGGACGAGCUGCAGGCCUGGGUGGACGACAUCCUGGACGGGGACAUCGACUAUGACGACGAUGACGACGAUGAUGAUGACGAUGACGACGACGAUGACGACGACGACGACGAUGAUGAAGACGAAGACGAUGACGACGAGGAGAGUGAAAAUGCCACUGAAGCGAAGACCAAGAAAGCGGCCACUGUCAAGAGACGGAAGCUCCUCGCCAUAGAUGACGACGACGAUGAUGAUGAUGAUGACGAUGAUGAUGAUGAUGAUGACGAUGAUGGUACUCUACGAUACAUUAUGCGGCAAUUUUCUGUUUUAUUCAGUGAUGACGACGACGAUGAUGAUGAUGACGAUGAUGAUGAU
Molecule: messenger RNA, 1649 nt
Organism: Branchiostoma belcheri (Belcher's lancelet)
Lineage: Eukaryota; Metazoa; Chordata; Leptocardii; Amphioxiformes; Branchiostomatidae
Product: calsequestrin-1-like
Exons: 16
Biological process (GO): regulation of release of sequestered calcium ion into cytosol
Cellular component (GO): sarcoplasmic reticulum lumen
Molecular function (GO): calcium ion binding
Source: RefSeq, a predicted model, not a curated record